AAGUCCGCUGACAGACCUUCAUGUGGAUCAGAGGAGGGAGGAGGACGCAGGAGAGGCUUCACCUUCGAUCAGCUGUUCGUCUCUGGAGUUGUUGUGCGCUUGGAUUAAGUUUGAACCGGAUGCAAAGAAAAAAGAACAAAGUUUUGAACUCCACUGCAAACACUUUCUCACAAGCAAUGCUCUGUUUAGGAGAUUCUACUGACUGCCUGCGGGACCAGAUGCAGUGCAUGAUGAGAUCCUUGCAGGACCUGAAGCAGAUAAGCAGGCCGAGGCCACUGAGUGAACCAUGUGUUCGCUCUUUCGCCGUCACACGCCUCUGCAAACAGAGGGCACAGCAGGAGCGACUCACUCGUCUACGUGUUUCCGACGCCAGUGAGGCCAGCACAUACGACUCUGCCUGCUGCCUGGCCAGUCCGCUGGAGGAGGAGGAGGAGGAGGAGCAGCAGGAGCAUGAACGGCUGGCACAAGGCUCCCCCAGCAGUGAGAAGAGUGCGGACUUUGACUCGGGUUACUCUGAGGCCUCUUGGCAGGAUGAAGGUGUGGUGCUGAGAAGGACCAGAAACGUGCGAGUCUCUUCUUCUGCCUGCCUUCGCACAAACAGAGGACCUUCUGGUCGCAUUCGGCCCAAAUCAACCUCUGAUGCUUGCCUGGAGCGCUGGACUUCAUUUGAGGCCAGUGAUCCGGAGGACUGGACAACUUCACUGCUGAGUCGCAGCAGGAACAGACAACCACUGGUUCUGGGGGACAACAGUUUUGCUGACCUAAUAAAGAACUGGAUGGACCUACCAGACUGUCCUGAGCCAGCAGAACUGAAGCCCAGUGCAGGUCGGCGUCUUGCCAAAGACAUUUUGGGUAACAUGCGGCGGAGGCUGGCAGGGAUGUCUAAAGGUGUGGAGAUGAGGCAGAGGCCAGCAGACACCACAAAGGUCAACAGGGCUGCAGAGGCUCCCAAACGGUUGUCCUGUCCAGUGGGACUCCAAUCUCUCAAACCUUUCUUUCACCAGUCCCACACAGGGCUGCACCAACUGGACACUGACUUCUACCAGUUCACUGCUCUCAUGAAGACAGGCAGUCGACAGCCCAUCAUAUGCAAUGACAUCAUCGGAUACAUUUGAGUAAAGCUGUACCUACGGACUGAUCUUACGCUACAAAUUUCAAUAAGACCAUUCUUUUUUAAUGUUGAUACAUCUGGAACAAAGGUUUCUUGUAUUUAAUGAAAAUAUCUUCUGUUGCUGCUUGAGUGCGGGCAGUGAAAAAUGUUGGAAAUGUAUUAAAAAAAAUGCCAAAAUCUUAA
Molecule: messenger RNA, 1294 nt
Organism: Amphiprion ocellaris (clown anemonefish)
Lineage: Eukaryota; Metazoa; Chordata; Actinopteri; Pomacentridae
Product: PAK4-inhibitor inka2
Exons: 3
Coding region: 21-1115 (364 amino acids)
Cellular component (GO): nucleus
Molecular function (GO): protein kinase binding; protein serine/threonine kinase inhibitor activity
Source: RefSeq, a predicted model, not a curated record